Camelina sativa (false flax) is the source of this 2715-nucleotide messenger RNA. Its product is annotated as putative disease resistance RPP8-like protein 2. Gene Ontology annotation, molecular function: ADP binding. Gene Ontology annotation, biological process: defense response to other organism. Lineage: Eukaryota; Viridiplantae; Streptophyta; Magnoliopsida; Brassicales; Brassicaceae. The record is from RefSeq and is a predicted model, not a curated record.
AUGCAUUGCAGAAGGUAUACAUCUCUGCCUCUUUGUAAUGGCCGAGGCAGUAUAGCAUUUGGAUUGCAGAAGCUAUGGGAGCUACUAAUUCGAGAAUCGAAUAGGCUAAAAGGAGUCCAUGAACAAGCUACGGAACUCCAAAGCGAUCUGAGACGGCUAAAAUCGUUUGUGAAGGAUGCAGAAACUAAGAAGAGAAAAAGCGAGAGAGUGAGAAACUGUGUGGGUGAUAUUGUAGAGAUUGUGUAUGAUGCUGAGGACGUAAUCGAGAGUUUUCUUAUCAAAGAAGAGAGGCGUGUAAGAGAAAGAAGAGGGUUUAAGAAGCAUUUAAAGAGUGUUUCUUGUGUUACAUUUGCUAACCAGGAGUUUUGUUCACAAAUCAGAAGCAUUAUCACUAGGAUCUCCAAGGUAAUAGAUAACAUGGAGAGAUUUGGAGUGAGAGAGAUCAUCGACAAACAAGAAGAAGAAGAAGACCUAUUGGGUCAUCUCGUGGAGAUACGACAAUCUUUUCCUAGCGUUUCUGAAAGCAGCCUUGUUGCUGUGGAGCCUAGUGUUGAAGAGCUAGUGAGUCAUAUUGUAGGGGAGGAUGGUGUUCAAGUGGUUUCGAUAUGUGGGAUGGGCGGUGUUGGGAAAACCACUCUAGCUAGACAAGUUUUUCAUCAUGAGAUGGUGCGGCGUCAUUUCAGUGGAUUCGCUUGGGUUUUUGUUUCACAAGAGUGUAGACAGAAGCAUGUGUGGCGGGUGAUGUUACAGAGCCUUAGGCCGAAAAAUGAGGAACAGAGGAUUUUGGAGAUGACAGUGUCUGGACUCCAAGAUGAGCUGUUUAAGUUACUUGAAACCGAGAAAUGUUUGAUUGUCCUUGAUGACAUUUGGAGCAGUGCAGCUUGGGAGCUUAUAAAGCCAGCUUUUCCACAUACAUCAGGUAGCAAGGUUUUACUCACUUCUAGGAAUGAGGGUGUUGGUUUGCAUCCAGAUCUAAAAGCCGUUAUCUUUAGGCCUAGAUGCCUAACUCAUGAAGAAAGCUGGGAAGUUUUUCAGAAGAUGGCUUUUUUUGGGAGAAACGAUAUAGAGUUUCAGGUUGAUGAUUUAAUGGAAGAGAUUCAACAAAUGCUCAAACAUUGUGGAGGGUUACCAUUAGCUUUGAAAACUCUUGGAGGGUUGUUAGCUACAAAACGCACUGCGUCCGGGUGGAGAAAGGUACACAACAAUAUUGGAUCUCAUAUUGUAGGAGAGAUUGGUGAAAAUGGCGGCAUUGGUAGUUUGGUAUUCAAUGUGUUAACUUUGAGUUAUGAAGAUUUACCUUGUCAUUUGAAGCACUGCUUUCUUUACCUUGCCCAUUUCCCGGAAGAUUAUGAUAUACAAACAGAGACAUUGUUCAAUUACUGGGUCGCAGAAGGAAUAGUGACGGUGCAUAAUGAAGAGAAUACUAUUGUAGAUAUAGCUGAGGAUUAUUUGGAAGAGUUGGUUAAAAGGAGUAUGGUAUUAGUGGGGAAGAGGAACACUGUGACAUCAAGAAUUGAAUCUUGUCGUCUGCAUGACAUUGUUAGAGAAGUCUGUUUAUUUAAAGCCAAAGAAGAGAAUUUCAUACAAUUUUUCAAUGCUCAGAGCCUUGUCACGAAUGCUACUAACGCUCCAUCACCUACUCUAUCCACCAACAGAUCACGCAGACUCGCUGUACAUUUAGUUGAUGAUGACGAAAAUGAACCUAGUAUAUUUCAGCAGAGACAGAUUCAAAACCCCAAAGCAAGGACCCUUUUGUAUAUCACUAGAGAUUUCAGUCCUUGGAUAUUAUCAUCCGCAAGUUAUCGAGGUUUAGGAUCACUUAGAGUCUUGGAUCUCUUUGGAGCUCAAUUCAGAAGACGCAAGUUACCUAAGAGCAUAGGGAAGCUCAUCCACUUGAGGUACCUGAGUUUGAAAGAGACAAACUUGUCUGUAUUGCCGUCUUCUCUAGGGAAUCUUGUGCUGUUGGUUUAUUUGGAUUUAGAGAUUUACGAGACAGUGGUUCACAUACCAAAUGUCUUAAAGAAGAUGAAGAAGCUGAGAUAUCUUAUGUUACCCGAUGAACUCAGCACUAAAACAAAGUUGGAGCUAAGUGCUUUAGUGAAGUUGGAGACCCUCAAGAACUUCUCGCUACAUCACAGUAGCGCUAAAGAUCUCACCAAUAUGACCAAACUCAGAACGUUGUGGAUCUAUUGUGCCUCCAUUAACCCUGGAGAGGAAGUUUUACCUUUGUCGCUUGGUGCAUCACUGAAACAGUUGGAGGAGUUGAUGUUAUACAAUAAAAGAAACGGCCAGGCCCAAGCCGUGACGAUCGAUGCAGGAGCCUUUGUUUCCGGUUUUGUAAGACUCAACCAGUUAAGUUUUGAUAUAAAGAUAGAUAAGUUACCUAAUGAACUUCAAUUCCCUUCCCGGAUCGCCUCUGUUUCUUUAUCCUCUUGUGACCUACCCGAGGAUCCAAUGCCAGUUCUCGAGAAGCUACAUAGCUUGAAAAUAGUUAGCUUAGAACUGAAUGCUUUCACAGGGAGGAAAAUGGUCUGCUCAAAAGCCGGCUUCCCUAAAUUGCACACGCUAGAGUUUUCGAUACUUGAUAAUCUUGAAGAGUGGGUCGUAGAAGAUGAGUCAAUGCCGUGUCUUUGUCAUUUAGAGAUCAAUGACUGCAGGAAGUUGAAGAGUCUUCCUGGUAGAUUAAGAUACAUCACUACUUUAGAGGAGCUUUGA